UUCUCUCUUUGCUUUUCUCUCACUUUUUCGUCUCUCGUUUGCUCCGAUCGGAAGAAGAAAAAGAAGAAGAAGACAGGAAAUCAAUGGCGUUUUCGAGAUUUGCAGUGUUGAUGGUUUUGGCUAUGGUGGUGGUAUCUGCCUUUGCACAGGCUCCUGGAGCGGCUCCUAAAGCGGCGCCGGUUCCUACUAAAGCACCGACUGUAGCACCUACUAAAGCACCAGCGGUUACACCGGCGGCUGCUCCUGCUCCUAAGAUAACUACACCACCGGCAUCUGCUCCUUCUCCAGUGUCGACUCCACCGAUUUCUUCUCCGCCAUCACCUCCUGCAUCUUCGCCCGCUGCUCCUACUCCUUCUGCGAUCUCCUCUCCUCCAGCAGAAAGUCCUACGGGAACAGCAAAGAACGGCGCUGUUUCUUACAGAGUUGGAGCGGCUGUUCUUUUGACCGUCGCUUCCGCUGCUUUUGUGAUGUAGAUCUGUUGAUCGUAGUUCUCUUUCUCCCCUUUCGCACGGGGUCAUAAGUCUCAUAGAUUUAGAUCUUGCUUAUCCUUUUUUUUUUUGUUUAAUUUGUAUUUGUGGGCUCUUGAUGAGGGGAUGAUUUGUGACGGUGGUGGUGGUUGUGGUGGUGGUGGUUUUGUGGUGGGAUUGAUUCUUGUGGGAGUUAUUUUGAUUCGAUUCAUCCUUAUUUCUUGUUAGUAUUAUUUAUUGUCAUUAUAAAUAUUGAAUUCUUUCUAUUUGUUUCA
Telopea speciosissima is the source of this 742-nucleotide messenger RNA. RefSeq names its product classical arabinogalactan protein 9-like. Lineage: Eukaryota; Viridiplantae; Streptophyta; Magnoliopsida; Proteales; Proteaceae. The coding region runs from base 84 to 473 and encodes 129 amino acids. The record is from RefSeq and is a predicted model, not a curated record. The transcript has a single exon.